Messenger RNA from Rosa chinensis, 1518 nucleotides. RefSeq names its product UPF0481 protein At3g47200. The transcript is spliced from 2 exons. NCBI's taxonomy places the organism in Eukaryota, Viridiplantae, Streptophyta, Magnoliopsida, Rosales, Rosaceae. The coding region runs from base 220 to 1071 and encodes 283 amino acids. The record is from RefSeq and is a predicted model, not a curated record.
ACUUCCCCUCAUCAGUCUAGAAUUUCUAGAUCCAUCCAUCUGUUUUUAAAGGAACUGGGUUGCCGCAAAAACAACAUUAACCCAAACCAAACUCAAUCAAUUUCUAUAGAUUCCGCUUCUCACCAUUGAACUACUGCAAAGUUCUCUGUCAACCCUCCCUAGGAUAGCCUUUUCCGGAGAUCGAAUUGAUUAGUUGGGGAUUGAUCAUAUACAGCACUCAUGUCUGUAAAUCAUAAGAGUGGUAAAGAUCAUUUAGUUAUCGAUAUUAUUGACAAGAAAUGCAUCUUCAGAGUUCCUAACGUGCUCCGGAGACAAAACCCCGAGGCAUAUACACCUGACGUUGUUGCAAUCGGACCUUUACAUCAUUAUCGAGAAAAGCGAGGCAAGGAAGAAGGUAAAGGAGGCAAGGAAGACAAAGAAGACAAAGGCGAGGAAGAUUUCCAACUCCUGAAACGAGGGAAAAAAAGCUAUUUGAAUGAAAUUCUCGCACGUAUGAAGAAUAUAACUUUGGAAGAGUUGACCACAAAAGUUACUGAGCUCUCAGAUAAGAAGAAUGAAGGUGGGUUUGAGGAACGAGCUCGCAACUUUUAUGCAGAACCACUUGAUCAUAUUCCUUCCAAAGACUUCAUCGAGAUGAUGAUAGUUGAUGGUUGCUUCAUAGUUCAACUAUUUCGGAAGUGUAAACAUUCCAAUCUCAGGGCCUCAGAUGACCUGGUGUUCAACAUGGACUGUAUGUUUCAUUUCCUAUGCCAUGACAUUUUGCUCCUAGAGAAUCAACUACCUUGGUUUGUUAUCCACAGUUUGUAUAGCCUUACCCUUGAAAUAUACCCUGAUGAAGCCUCUCUCUCUGUUCUCAUCCUUAAAGCCUUCAGCAUACUACCAUCACUGAAGCAAAGUUGCUCAUCUUAUAAUAAGCAUCUCGGCAAGAUCAAGUGUCAUUGUGAUGCUGAUUAUCUGCACAUACUUGAUCUGGUAAGAGCUUCCAUAGUUAUUCCAUUGAAGACCAUAGAUGCGAGAGUAGCUAGAAAAGAAUCUAUGUCCGACCGAGCUGAAGAACAUCAAGUGCAUUAAAGGACCGUAGACAAGGCAGAGAGUAAAUCUGUUCAUGAAGCUAUCUUUGACCCAGAUCUACAUCAAAUACGUACCGCAACCGCUCUCUCAAAGGCAGACAUUAAAUUCAAAAAAGUCAUAAGGGAGAGCAUAAUGGACAUUCGAUUCAGAGUGGGUGGGUGGUUCAGGAAUGGGAUUCUAGAGAUUCCACAGCUAAACGUUGGAAUGUCAUCGGAAACAUUAUUCAGGAACCUUAUUGCAAUUGAGCAAUGCUUCCAUGGUUAUUCAAACGUGAUAACAUCUUAUGCCAUCUUUAUGGAUAACCUCAUCUCUUCAAAGGAAGAUAUGGAAUUACUUUGCAAGAAACAAGUAAUUGGUAACUGGAUGAGUGAUGAAGAUGGUUGUGAGUUCUUCAGCAAUCUUUACAAGGACAUCCCACACAACAAGUUCUACUAUUAUGGUCUGUGC